Molecule: messenger RNA, 2499 nt
Organism: Grosmannia clavigera kw1407
Lineage: Eukaryota; Fungi; Ascomycota; Sordariomycetes; Ophiostomatales; Ophiostomataceae
Product: topoisomerase 1
Exons: 4
Coding region: 1-2499 (832 amino acids)
Biological process (GO): DNA topological change; chromosome segregation; DNA replication
Cellular component (GO): chromosome; nucleolus
Molecular function (GO): DNA binding; DNA topoisomerase type I (single strand cut, ATP-independent) activity
Source: RefSeq, a predicted model, not a curated record
AUGUCAGAUAGCUCGGAUGAUGACCGGCCUCUGGCAAGAUCAAAUGGACACGGUUCCAACUCGACCCCGAACAUGGCCGUCACCAAUGUGACUUCUCGGAAUGGUCCUGCCAACGGAGACCAUGCCAACGGUAUAGCCAAGCGGAAAGCCCGUAUUUCUCUUGAUACGAAAAUAAGCUACAAAGACGAGUCCGACAGCGAUGACAACGCUCCUCUGGACACGCCCAUGCUCGACUCGGACGACGAUAAGCCUCUUAGUGCUAAAGUCGCUAAGAGGGCCAGCACCGUGGUAGCGAGACCGAAACCCAAAGCAUCUGCAUCCUCGAAAAAAGCAAAUGGCGUGAAGCUUAAGGAAGAAUCAGACUCGGACACCCCCAUAGCAAAGAAGAAGAUUGUCAGCUCAUCCAAGCCCGCGGUCAAGCCUGCAGCCAAGUCAUCACGACCGCCAGCCAAGUCAGCCCCCACACCAAAGAAGGCUGUAGGUGCCAAGGGCCUAAAAAAAGAGGAAAGUGCCGACCUCGGUGACCAGGAGGCGGAAGGACAGGACUAUCGUUGGUGGGACCAGCCAAAGAAGGAGGACGAUAGCAUCAAGUGGACCACGCUGGAGCACAACGGUGUUGUUUUUCCGCCUCCAAACCAGUCUCUGCCGAAACAUGUACGCCUCUACUAUGACGGUGCACCAGUCGAGCUCCACCCCGAAGCGGAGGAGGUUGCUACGUUCUUCGGCUCUAUGCUUCACUUGACUGUCAACACGGAGAACCCGACGUUUCAAAAAAACUUCUUCGCCGACUUCCAAGAAGUAGUUGAGAAGACAGGCGGUGUAAAGCGGCUGGACGGGAGCAAAGUGGCACUGCGUGACUUCACCAAACUCGACUUCAAGCCCAUGUUUGAGCACUUCAAGGGCUUGACCGAGGCCAAAAAAACACGAUCCAAGGAAGAGAAGAAGGUGGAGAAGGACGAGAAGGCGAAGCUAGAAGCCCCAUAUCUCUACUGCAAGUGGGACGGGCGGAAAGAGAAAGUGGGCAACUUCCGUGUGGAGCCUCCGGGUCUGUUUCGUGGUCGUGGUGAGCAUCCGAAGACGGGCCGGGUCAAGAAGCGGGUUGCUCCUGAGCAAGUGACAAUUAACAUCGGCAAAGACGCUGCCGUUCCGAUGCCGCCCCCUGGACACAAGUGGAAGGCAGUGCAACACGACAAUAAGGCGACAUGGCUGGCUAUGUGGCAGGAAAACAUCAACGGAUGCUACAAGUACGUCAUGCUUGCGGCAAACAGUGCAAUCAAAGGCCAAGCCGAUCACAAAAAGUUCGAGAAAGCUCGCGAGCUGAAGAAGCACAUCACCCGCAUCCGUGCAGACUACACCCGAGAGCUAAAGAGCGAGGUUAUGGCUGACCGCCAGCGUGCCACCGCCAUGUAUCUCAUCGACCGAUUCGCCCUGAGAGCGGGCAAUGAGAAGGAUACGGAUAAUGAAGCCGACACGGUCGGUUGCUGCUCUCUCAAGUAUGAACACAUCACACUGAGAGAGCCGAACACAGUGAUCUUCGAUUUCUUGGGAAAGGACAGUAUACCGUAUUACGACGAGGUGACUGUGGACCGGCAGGUUUUCAAAAAUCUCAAAAUGUUUAAGAAGCCUCCCAAAGAGGAUGGCGACGACAUCUUCGACCGACUAAACACCUCACAAUUAAACAAGCACUUGUCAAGCUACAUGCAGGGCUUGACGGCGAAGGUGUUCCGUACCUACAACGCCUCAUAUACCAUGUCAAAAUUGCUCCAGGAGCUGCCGGUGACUAGCCUGUCGAUCGCAGAGAAGGUCAAGCUAUAUAACGACUGCAACCGGAAGGUGGCUAUUCUCUGUAAUCACAAGAGGACAGUAGGCGCAAGCCAUGAAGCACAGAUGGAGAAGAUUGGCGACCGCAUAAAAGGCCUCAAGUAUCAGAAGUGGCGGACGAAGAUGAUGAUUUUAGAUGUCGAUUCCAAGCAGAAGAAGAAAAGGGGGGCCGAGUACUUUGAACUGGACUCAGACAUCAGCGACGAAUGGGUUCUCGCACACCAAGCAUUUCUCGUCGAGGAGCAGCGUAUUAAGAUCACCAAAAAGUUCGAGAAGGACAAUGAAAAGCGGGUGGCCGAGGGCGACAAACCGCUACCGGAGAAGGAUCUCAAGGAGCGGUUGAAGGCUCUGGGCGAACUGGAGGCCAAGUUCAAGAAGGAGAAUCGGACCAAGAAAGUUGAGGCCGAGGGAAAGUCCGCUUCUGUGGAGAAGCUGGAAGCCGCUGCUCAGAAGAUUGACGAGCGUAUCCACAACAUGGAGUUGCAGGCCGCCGACAAAGAUGGAAAUAAAGAAGUUGCUCUGAGCACGUCGAAGAUCAAUUACAUUGAUCCUCGUCUCACUGUCGUAUUUUCCAAAAAGUUCGAUGUUCCCAUCGAAAAGUUCUUUUCCAAGACGCUCCGGGAAAAGUUCAACUGGGCCAUUCAUUCCGUUGGCGACGACUCGACCUGGGAAUUCUAA